Molecule: messenger RNA, 513 nt
Organism: Penicillium cinerascens
Lineage: Eukaryota; Fungi; Ascomycota; Eurotiomycetes; Eurotiales; Aspergillaceae
Product: Trehalose phosphorylase
Exons: 3
Coding region: 1-513 (170 amino acids)
Source: RefSeq, a predicted model, not a curated record
AUGGUCAACCAUCCGUCCGAGGACUAUAUUACUCAGAUUGCACGGUUUGAUCCCUCUAAAGGCUUAUUUGAUGUCCUAAGUGGGUAUAGCAUGUUUCAUGACCGUAUGCAGGAGGCGCAACUGAACAUUAAAGUUCCGAAGCUAGUCAUCUACGGUCAUAGGUCUAUUGACGACCCUGAUGCGACUAGGACCUACGAAGCGGUCGUCAAUCAGAUCGAAGAAAAUAUGCCCCAUCUGAGAGACCACAUUUGUGUUGUUCGUGCGAAGCCCUCUAAUCAAGUCCUAAAUGCAGUUCUUUCUAAAGCAAAAAUUGUGCUGCAGCUUUCGGCCUGUGAAGGGUUUGAGAUCAAGGUCGAAUCGGGCUUUCUUAUCGAACCACACGAUCCGUACAAUGUAGCCCAGCGCCUUUUAGAGGUGCAUACGGACGAAGCCACUGCCGUUGGCCACUCAUGUCUGUAUUUGGUGAAGAAGUUGGUGGAGAAGUUGGUGGAGAAGAAGGCCUGGAAGUCUUAA